Messenger RNA from Fulmarus glacialis (Northern fulmar), 2798 nucleotides. RefSeq names its product interleukin enhancer binding factor 3, 90kDa (gene ILF3). The transcript is spliced from 18 exons. Gene Ontology annotation, molecular function: double-stranded RNA binding; single-stranded RNA binding. Gene Ontology annotation, cellular component: precatalytic spliceosome. Lineage: Eukaryota; Metazoa; Chordata; Aves; Procellariiformes; Procellariidae. The record is from RefSeq and is a predicted model, not a curated record. The coding region runs from base 1 to 2694 and encodes 897 amino acids.
AUGCGUAUUUUUGUGAACGACGACCGCCAUGUGAUGGCCAAACAUUCGGCCGUUUACCCUACGCAGGAGGAGCUGGAGGCGGUUCAGAACAUGGUGUCCCACACCGAGCGAGCGCUCAAAGCUGUGUCCGACUGGAUCGACGAGCAAGAAAAAGUCAGUGGGGAGCAGCCAGAAACAGAGUCCAUGGAGACGGCAGCCGAAGAGGAAAACAAGGAAGGAGGGGAUCAGAAGGCCACAGAGCAGUUGACUAGGACCCUGCGUGGAGUGAUGCGUGUCGGGCUUGUAGCAAAAGGCCUGUUACUGAAGGGGGACUUGGAUCUUGAGCUAGUUCUUUUGUGCAAAGAUAAACCCACCACAGAUCUCCUGGAGAAAGUAGCUGACAAUCUUGGCGUACAGCUUGCUGCUAUUACCGAAGACAAAUAUGAAAUAAUCCAGUCGGUUGGUGAUGCUGCAAUUGUAAUUAAGAACACAAAAGAGCCGCCGCUGACACUGACCAUCCACUUGACGUCGCCUGUAGUCAGAGAAGAAAUGGAAAAGCAGUUAGCUGGAGAAACGCUAUCAGUCAACGACUCCCCGGACGUUCUGGACAGGCAGAAAUGCCUUGCUGCCUUGGCGUCACUGCGACACGCCAAGUGGUUCCAGGCCAGGGCUAACGGGCUGAAGUCGUGCGUCAUAGUGAUACGAGUGCUGCGAGAUCUGUGUACUCGGGUUCCUACUUGGGCACCGCUGAGAGGAUGGCCUCUAGAGCUGCUGUGUGAGAAAUCUAUCGGAACCGCUAACAGACCCAUGGGCGCUGGCGAGGCUCUGAGGAGAGUUCUUGAAUGCCUUGCCUCGGGAAUCGUUAUGCCAGAUGGUUCUGGUAUUUAUGAUCCUUGUGAAAAAGAAGCCACUGAUGCUAUUGGGCAUCUAGACAGACAACAAAGGGAAGAUAUCACACAGAGUGCUCAGCAUGCUCUGAGACUUGCUGCUUUUGGCCAGCUUCACAAAGUCUUGGGGAUGGAUCCCCUACCUUCCAAAAUGCCCAAGAAACCAAAGAAUGAAAAUCCUGUUGACUAUACUGUUCAAAUUCCUCCCAGUACAACGUACGCUGUCACCCCAAUGAAGCGUCCGAUGGAGGAGGACGGAGAGGAGAAAUCUCCCAGCAAAAAGAAAAAGAAGAUUCAGAAAAAAGAGGAAAAACUUGAACCUCCCCAGGCCAUGAAUGCACUGAUGAAACUAAACCAGCUAAAACCUGGGCUCCAGUACAAACUCGUCUCUCAGACCGGUCCUGUUCACGCUCCUAUCUUUACAAUGUCUGUGGAAAUCGAUGGCAGCACGUUUGAGGCGUCGGGACCUUCCAAAAAGACGGCCAAAUUGCACGUGGCAGUGAAGGUGUUGCAAGAUAUGGGUUUGCCCACAGGGGUGGAAGGCAAAGAAUCUGGGAAAGGAGACGAAUCAGCAGAGGAAACUGAACAGAAACCAGUCGUCGUCGCUCCUCCGCCUGUAGUAGAAACUGUCUCGACGCCCACGGCUGCUUCUCCUCCUUCAGAUCAAACCCCAGAGAAUGUGAAACAACAGGGACCAAUUCUGACGAAGCACGGCAAGAAUCCCGUGAUGGAGCUUAACGAGAAACGGCGCGGGCUGAAAUACGAACUGAUUUCAGAAACGGGUGGCAGCCACGACAAGCGCUUUGUCAUGGAGGUGGAGGUUGACGGGCAGAAAUUCCAAGGAGCCGGUUCGAAUAAAAAGGUGGCAAAAGCCUACGCUGCUCUGGCCGCGCUAGAGAAGUUGUUUCCGGAUGCUCCCGUUGCCAUUGAGCAAAACAAGAAGAAGAGAGCCCCCGUGCCGGCUAGGGGAGGACCCAAGUUUGCAGUAAAACACAACCCGGGUUUCGGAAUGGGAGGCCCCAUGCACAACGAAGUGCCCCCUCCGCCCAACAUGCGCGGGCGUGGAAGAGGCGGCAACAUCCGAGGCCGCGGGAGAGGCAGGGGUGGAUUCGGCGGCAACCACGGCGGCUACAUGAACGCAGGUGCUGGGUACGGAAGCUAUGGUUAUGGAGGAAAUUCCGCGACGGCAGGCUAUAGCCAGUUCUACAGCAACGGCGGCCACUCCAACUCGGGGAGCGGCGGCGGAGGCGGCGGCGGCUCCUCCGGCUACGGCGGCUCCUACUACCAGGGCGGCGAUAACUACAACUCGCCGGUUCCUCCGAAACACGGCGGAAAGAAACAGCAGCACGGAGGACAGCAAAAACCUUCCUACGGUUCGGGGUACCAGUCCCACCAGGGCCAGCAGCAGCAGUCCUACAACCAAAACCAGUACAGUAACUACGGCCCGCCGCAGGGCAAACAGAAAGGCUACAACCACGGCCAAGGCAACUAUUCCUCCUACUCCAAUUCUUACAACUCGCCUGGCGGCGGAGGCUCCGAUUACAACUACGAGAGCAAAUUCAGUUACGGCGGCAACAGCGGCCGCGGAGGCGGAGGAAAUAACUACUCGGGAGGUGCCUCCUACAACACCGGUUCACACGGUGGCUAUGGGGGAGGAUCUGGGGGCGGAGGGUCUUCGUACCAAGGUAAGCAAGGCGGAUAUUCCUCUCAGUCCAACUACAACUCCCCCGGCUCAGGCCAAAAUUACAGCGGCCCCCCCAGCUCCUACCAAGCGUCCCAAGGCGGCUACGGCAGAAACGACCACAGCAUGAAUUACCAGUACAGAUAAAGCCGCCCUUUCCUCCGCGGGCGCGGAGCUUUGUUACCUCCCGUGCUCGCCCACCCUUUGAAUAUUCAGUUUUAUGGCAUCACGGUAAACACGUAAACCCCCCC